Molecule: messenger RNA, 2589 nt
Organism: Brugia malayi
Lineage: Eukaryota; Metazoa; Nematoda; Chromadorea; Rhabditida; Onchocercidae
Gene: Bma-him-18
Exons: 14
Coding region: 1-2589 (862 amino acids)
Biological process (GO): interstrand cross-link repair; meiotic DNA double-strand break processing; resolution of meiotic recombination intermediates
Cellular component (GO): Slx1-Slx4 complex
Molecular function (GO): enzyme binding
Source: RefSeq, a predicted model, not a curated record
AUGGACGACUCAGAUUUUGUAGAGAAAUCGCUUAAGCCAACCAGAGAAAUAAAAGAUAAGUCAGAAAGCGAAAUUAUUUUAAAUUCAAUAAUUAGAAGUGAUUAUCUGCUACCGGGCGGUGAUAAAGACAAGUGCUUCGAAUUAAAAAAUUUGGAUGAAUUGCGCAAAUCGUUACAUAUCAAUCAUUGCUUGGAUCAGCAAGAAGCAUGCAACAAAUAUGAAAUAGAAAAGGAAGAGUGGAAGAAAGUAGUGGAUUGUCCUAUAUGCGGUGAACCUUUACAGCCAGGACCAUUUCGUGCAUCACACGCUAAACGUUGUGGUAAAAAGCAUCACGUAAAUCCUAGCAGUCUAUUGUUACUGCUAGAUACACAGAAUAAAAUUGCGGAAGCGAAAAAACAAAAUGGUAUUCCACAUACAAAGCUGAAGAAGCCAAAACUAGAAAUAAAAAAGCGUCCUACUCGAUUAAGUGAGGAACCACACUCAGUAUUUGAUGAACAGAUGAAACUGGUGACAGCACUUUCUAAAAGCAUGUGCUCGAGUGGAAGCGAACUAUAUACUAAAACAACGCAUGUGAUACCACAGGAUCUAUCUAAAAUGAAGUCCGAAAAGCAACGACCUCGAUCAUUUUCGUUUGUGGAGCUUGAACCACGUGUAUGCAAGUGUGAAGUGAUUGAAAGAAUACAGGAGAAUUUUCUUAGAAUUUUCCAAACUCGAGAUGAAGAUAUACGCAUAAUGUUGAAAAAAAAUAUUCAGAAUACGGAAAAAGUUUUGAAAAAUGCAGGGAUAUGCGUGCGUAAGUUUAAUAGCUUGGAACAACUGGCAGAUGAUUUAGCUACCUUUAAUGAAAGCAACAGUGAUGUUAUUAUUCUUUCACGUGAAAACGAAACUUUUUUGGCUUGCCGAUUUAUUAUAGCUGCUCGAGCACCAACACUUUUACAGCACUUGAAUUCGGAUGGUUCUUUGAAGUUGAGAGAAUAUUCAGGAGCAGCAAUCAGGUCGUAUAUGACUUUUUUAACUUCGGCUUCAGUAAUUUGGACUGAAAAAGAGCGCGAAGAAGUAUAUUCUAUGGCUGUAAAAUAUGGACCGAAGGGUUUAGCAGCACUUUGUAGAUCUGCGAAAUUGAGAGCAAGCUCCAAUGAAGAAACUGUGAAUAUGAAUUGUGAUAACUUGGAAGAAGCUUCAAACAAGGAAAAAAAUGACGAAAUCAAAGGAAGACAGGAUUAUUCAGAUGCAAAACAUAAAAUCUAUGAUGACGGGAUGGAAGAAGCGAAGGAUGCAGAUUUGGUUGAUCCAUCAAUUAUCUUUGUUGAAGAAGUUGAGCGGGGCUCAGAAAAUUUGGCUAAACCAUCAUCAUCAGAAUUCCUAAAUAGCAACGGUAAUAAAUUCAUUAUUGGAAGUUCUGACUUACUUGGUUACUCGGUAUUUGAUUGUAAGAAGUCAUCGAUGAACGAGAAAUCUGGAUUUUCAGAGAAGGGAAUUGUUAAAUCUUCUAAACCAAAUAAUUCUUUAUUGGGAAAUACAGUUGACAGUGAUGCUCUUCUUCCUUCCUCUUCUCUUACUCCUUAUGCUUCAAUAAAUCUAAAUGCCAUGAGUCAUUUGAAUGAUUCCAUCGAAAGCUUGUUAAAGAAAUCUUCACCAAUCGAACCACCGUCGUUACUCGAUGAAGAAUUUUCAUCUUCAGUUACUUGUUCGAGGCAGAUAGUAAUCGACAAUUUGUCAGAUAAUUUAUCAUCGGAAAAGCUCCUUAUCUUACCUUAUUCUGCUCCUAAAUCUGAAGAAACGCAGAAAUCUUUGAUAAAAACGGAAAGUAAGCCAGAGUUUUCAUUUAUUCCAAAAAAGUCCUCUCCCUUAUCGUCAUCAUUAUCACUACUCGAUCGAUCUUCCGUUUCUCAGAAAAAUGUUUCUUCAUCACCCGAAAAGAAAAGAAUACGAGUAGAAAAAACUCCAGUACCAAAAGCUUCAAUAAAUCGUCUCAUACGGCGCUUAAAAGAGCAAGAUUCGGACGUAAAGAUCCUGAAAACAGAAAAUAUUACUCCAAUACCAGUCUAUGAUUCGAUGGAUGAUAAGGAGUUAAAGGCAGAAUUGGCAAAAUUUGGCAUAAGGCCAAUGGGUAAGAAACGAGCUGUUGCACUCCUUAAGAAAAUUUAUGAAGAAACACAUCCAGUGUUAGAGAGCACACCAUUGUCAAGGAAAAGCAAAAUAUUAUUAAAUAGCGAUAAAGUAGAAUCUUCUAGUGAUGAAGAUUGCGAUGUAGACAAGACAUUGAACGCAAGUCUGGAUGAAUGUGACAUCAUGGAGGAAUCUUGUAUGAAUGAUGAACAGUCUGCAGUUCUCCCCAAAGAUUUGGAAGGUAUGCAGAGCGUUCUGCUUAACUGGCUACGCAAAGAAGAAAAUUCAAGCUUAUAUAACCAUCUACUUAGCCUAAACGUGAUUUCUUUUGAAGAAUUUGCGAACCGUUUAUCUCAUGCUGAUUCGACUGUGUCACAGAUUCCGAAGAAGGCACUUUUAGAAAUACUAGAUCGUUUGCAUGUUACUUUUCGGUUACCAAUGGAUGGAUGGGAUCGGAAAAGGAGGCCGGCUAAACAAUAA